AUGAAGGAAGUCCCGUAUCAGAGUGCAGUUGGAGCUCUACUGUACUUCUCGACCACAACGAGGACUGAUAUUGCUUAUGCUGUGAGCAAAGUAGCACGGUUUAAUCAGAAUCCAGGGGUCCAACACUGGAUUGCUGUCAAACGCAUCAUCCGCUACCUUGCCGAAACCAGGGAUUAUGGCCUAAUUUUCUCCCCAAUUAAAGAAGAAGGAGUGCAUGGAUUCACUGAUGCUGACUAUGGUGGAGAUCCUGAUGACAGGAAGUCAACAUCAGGAUGUAUCUUUCUCCUUCAAGGUGGAUAUAUUUCAUGGUUCAGUCGCAAGCAGGAAUGCACAGCUACAUCUACCACAGAGGCGGAAUUUGUGGCCGGGAGCAAAGCUGCCAAAGAAGGAACAUGGAUGAAGUCACUGCUGGAGGAAAUUGGGCAAAGAAAAUCGGGUUCUAUCCCAUUAUUCUGUGACAAUCAAGGGACAAUUCAAAUUGGCCUACAACCAGAAAAUGCACCGGAAGAUGAAACAUAUCGCCAUCUGAUACUGCUACAUCAGAGAAGCCCAGAUCAGUGGAGUGAUAAACAGCAGAUACGUGAGCUCCCAGGAACAACUAGCAAAUACCUUCACGAAGCCUCUGGCUGCUCCAAGAUUCAAGUAUCUUCGUGA
Messenger RNA from Daphnia magna, 654 nucleotides. Its product is annotated as secreted RxLR effector protein 161-like. The coding region runs from base 1 to 654 and encodes 217 amino acids. The transcript has a single exon. Lineage: Eukaryota; Metazoa; Arthropoda; Branchiopoda; Diplostraca; Daphniidae. The record is from RefSeq and is a predicted model, not a curated record.